Molecule: messenger RNA, 439 nt
Organism: Octodon degus (degu)
Lineage: Eukaryota; Metazoa; Chordata; Mammalia; Rodentia; Octodontidae
Gene: Txn
Product: thioredoxin
Exons: 5
Coding region: 106-423 (105 amino acids)
Molecular function (GO): protein-disulfide reductase activity
Source: RefSeq, a predicted model, not a curated record
CUAUAAAGAGAAGGCGGGCUGCGCGUUCGCUCCGAGCUCCGUCCCGCGCCUUCCAUCUGCUUCUACCGUUUGCUUCGGUAGCUCGCCAAGUCCCCGGCAGCCAGCAUGGUGCAGCAGAUCGAAAGCAAAGAGGCCUUUCAGGAAGCCCUGGCUGCUGCCGGAGAUAAACUUGUAGUAGUUGAUUUCUCAGCCACGUGGUGUGGACCUUGCAAAAUGAUCAAGCCUUUCUUUCAUUCCCUGUCUGAAAAAUAUUCCAACGUGUUGUUCCUUGAAGUAGAUGUGGAUGACUGUCAGGACGUUGCUGCAGAUUGUGAAGUCAAGUGCAUGCCAACCUUCCAGUUUUUUAAAAAGGGGGAGAAGGUGAGUGAGUUUUCCGGCGCUAAUAAGGAGAAGCUUGAAGCUACCAUUAAUGAGUUAGUCUAACUUUUCUGAAGAACGU